AGACCAAGAAAACGGCAACAGAGCUCCAAAACGGGGUAACUACCAUCGUUAGCUUUUUUCUGCUUGGAAUCAUCAUCAUCAUUUGGGCUAAAUAUAUCAGAUUUUACAGGAAGGAUGUCUUUAGUUCAGCUUGAGAGAAAGUUUAUUUACGAGCAGGGGACUCCUGCUGAAGAAGCUUUAUCAGAGUUUAAAGAAAUCAUCGUCAAGACCGAGGAAGAGAGCGAUGAUCAGAGCAGACAGAUGGAUUUCACUCGGACACCCCAGAUAAUCUUACACCGAAUAGAUUUCCUACCGCUUGAUGGGGUGAAAGAGGAGGUUCUUGCCAAAGAGCUUCUCUCUAACCAACAGAGUACCUUUAGUUUGGACCAGGAGGAACCAGAAGCGAUGAGGAUUAAAGAAGAUUUGAAGAAGGAACUGAAACAUCAGGAUAUAAAAGAAGAGCAAGACGAGCUAGCAUAUAAUGAGGUAAAAGAAGAGCAAGAGAAGCUGGCAGAACACCAGUUAGAUCAGCAGGAGGAGCUGGUCUGUCUGCAGAUAAAAGAAGAGCAGCAGGAGCUUGAACAUCAGCAGAUGGAAGAGCGGGGAGAGGUGGUAUCUCGCCAGAUAAAAGAAGAGCAGGAAGAGCUGAAACAUCAGCUGAUAAAGGAAGAGCAGGACAGUCAAGAGCAAGUUUUGGUGAAGUUGGAGACUGAUACCUUCAUGGUGACUUCUACAAGUGAUGAGAAAUACCACACAAAUUUAAUAGAAAACUACUUAUGUCUCAGGACUCGUCUGAGACUGAGAAACAAGAUCACGAAGGAAACAAUCCUAAAUAUUCUGGAUCAAACAGAGAUGAUGGGCUGAAGCGAAAUGAGAGCUGCUGGAAAUCUAGACAACAUGAUGACAAUGCUGAUAGUACAAAACAAGAUGGUCUCCAAAAAACUCAAAAUAAAAAUGUGUAUUCUUGUA
Molecule: messenger RNA, 948 nt
Organism: Fundulus heteroclitus (mummichog)
Lineage: Eukaryota; Metazoa; Chordata; Actinopteri; Cyprinodontiformes; Fundulidae
Product: ras guanine nucleotide exchange factor R
Exons: 2
Coding region: 115-843 (242 amino acids)
Source: RefSeq, a predicted model, not a curated record